CUGCCGGAGGAAGUUGUGUAACCAGUGAAACCACCGCGGAACGACAGGAGAAAUUAGAAAACGUCACAUGAGCCUUCCCGGAAACUUCUCAAGAGAAAGUUUCUGUCUUGAGGAACUUGCACCGACGACGAGCCUGCUGCGGAGCCGGAAACCUCGCACUUCAUGUGGAAGCUGAGCUGGAGCUGAGUGUCGUUAUGAGAUGUUGUCUCCAAGCACCUCCUUCGUGCAAGUCAGGUUUGAUGACAUUAUUUUCUUCGAGAACUGCGGCGGUGGCAGCUUCGGGAGUGUGUACCGAGCCAGGUGGAUCUCCCAGGACAAAGAGGUGGCGGUGAAAAAGCUGCUCAAGAUCGAGAGCGAGGCUGAAAUCCUCAGUGUCCUCAGCCACCGUAACAUCAUCCAGUUUUAUGGUGCAGUUAUCGAGGCUCCCAACUAUGGAGUCGUUACUGAGUAUGCGAGUGGGGGGUCACUGUAUGAAUACCUGUCCAGUGAUGAGAGCGAGGACAUGGACAUGGGACAGAUCAUGACAUGGGCCGCAGACAUGGGCCGAGGGAUGCACUAUUUACACUCAGAGGCACCGAUUAAGGUGAUCCACAGAGACUUGAAGUCCAGGAACGUUGUUUUAUCUGCAGACAAAGUUCUCAAGAUUUGUGAUUUUGGGGCGUCUAAGUUCUUGACCCACACUACGCACAUGUCCUUGGUUGGCACGUUUCCCUGGAUGGCUCCAGAAGUGAUCCAGAGCUUGCCUGUGUCUGAGACCUGUGACACUUUUUCCUAUGGUGUGGUGCUUUGGGAAAUGCUGACCCGAGAGAUCCCCUUCAAAGGUCUGGAAGGUUUACAAGUGGCCUGGCUCGUGGUGGAGAAAAAUGAGAGGUUAACCAUCCCCAGUGGAUGUCCUGCCAGCUUUGCUGAGCUCAUGAGGAACUGCUGGGCAACAGAGCCAAAAGAAAGGCCAAUGUUCAAACAGAUCCUCUCUACUUUGGAGUCCAUGUCUAACGACAGCCAACUUCCUGAACAGUGCAACUCCUUCCUUCACAACAAGGCUGAAUGGAGGUGUGAGAUUGAAGCUACACUCGAGAGACUCAAGAAGCUGGAGAGAGACCUGAGCACUAAAGAGCAGGAGCUGAAGGAGCGCGAGCGGCGGCUGAAGAUGUGGGAGCGCAAACUGGUGGAACAGUCCAACACCCCGUUGCUGCCCAAUCAUGACAUCUAUGCCUGGACUGAGGAGCAUGUGUUUUUCUGGAUGCAGCAACUAUUUUGUGCAGGAGUUGACAUGCAGAUGUAUGCUGACCUGUUUAAAAAAAAUCACAUCACUGGAAAGACGUUACUUUUGCUCACGGAAUACGACAUGCACGACAUGGGGGUCAAGUCCAAAGGUCACGUUAUGCACCUUAAGGGUGAAAUUGAAAAGCUGACUAACGAUUUCCUUGGAUUCGUGCACUUCCCUCCACUGUUCAAGGACGAGUUUGAGAAAGAGGUGGAGAAGAGCAAAAGUGUGAAUCUGGAGCUGGUGUUUGGGUACCACUGGAAACCAGGAACUGGGAGAAGUGACUGCAAAUGGAAAAUGUACAUGGAGCUUGACGGAGAUGACGUCGCAGUGACCUACAUCAAAGAUGUCAUCUUUAAUGCCAACCAACAGGAUGUGGAGGUCCUGCGGAUGACUAAGCCUCCUUUUGUGAUGGACAAAUGGAUCGUCGGAAUAAAAGAGAACCAGAAAGUGGACUACAUAGUCAAUUAUGAGAAUGAUGUCAAGUCACCAAAGUGCACCCGCCACAGCGGCACGGUGAAGUGGGGGGUCAACGGUGGACAAGACGAGAUCAAGUUAGUGGAGCUGGUCAUCGAGACGGCACCGGACAGCAUCGACUGGAACCCCAAGGACUGGUCCAGCUCCGAUAUUGAUCCUAUGUGGAUGCACAAUGUGAGGUUGCGGCAGAUGAGGACCGCAAAGUCCCCUCAGAGAACGGGUCCUCGACCGACCUUCACCAGCUCCGAUGCCCGCACGCUGCCUCAGUUUCUGUCUGCACAUGAGAGCCAGGGGUUCUCUUACGCUGCAGCUGUGCGCCGCUCUCCCAACCGCCUCCGAGCUCAUCCCUGGAUCGACUCCCGCAGCUCCUCGCCAACGGCCAGCCUGUCGGCCAAACUGUCGUCGCUCCAUCUGGGGUCAAAGGGCAGCAGUCCCUCCAGCACCACGUCAGAGAGCGCCUCCGAGCGGGAACGAGAACGCCCGGCCAGUGCUGGAGCCGUGCACGACCACCGCAAGAACUUCUACUUUGGCAGCAAUGUAGGACCAGCGCAGGGUAGGGGGCAGGCCUUGACCAACACUCGAGGCUAUGUUCAGAAUAAAACCAGCAAAACCUGGCGACAGCCAGGGAGGCCACGGUCCAACAGUUACAGUGCCACAUCAGUGAACCGCCUACCCAUGAUUCCAGGUAUAUUGUCUGUGACGGAAAACCCCAGGGAGGAUAAAGAAGGCGCCAAAGCCAGCGACGGAGGGUGGAUCAAAGUGGAGCGGCAGAAAAGAUUACCACGUCAGGACAAUAAACCAGUCCGAGGUCGACAGAGGAGAGGCGGCAGGGGGGGGCGUGGUGCUGGUGGGAGAAGUGAACGUGGGCCACUCAUGAACUGACAGCUCCUUGUAUGCUGAACAUGUCAUGCACUGAAAUGGUUAUGCACAUAAAUUAUGUCUCUACACAUGCUAAAAGUUGUUUUAAGAGGAUACACUGAUACUUAUGAUAUAUGUAAAUACAUAUGCAUGACCAAAUAAGGUUUUUAUUUUUUAUCUGACUUCUGUCUGGUUAAUAUGAGAAACCUAUAAUGCUCUUUAAAAAAUAAAUAAAUAAAUAAAGGACAAUACAGAACCUGUUCUUUCUUACAUUAAAUUGAUGGCUUUGAGUGAA
Limanda limanda (common dab) is the source of this 2894-nucleotide messenger RNA. RefSeq names its product mitogen-activated protein kinase kinase kinase 20a (gene map3k20a). The transcript has 20 exons. The coding region runs from base 200 to 2623 and encodes 807 amino acids. Gene Ontology annotation, molecular function: ATP binding; protein binding; protein kinase activity. The record is from RefSeq and is a predicted model, not a curated record. Gene Ontology annotation, cellular component: cytoplasm. Gene Ontology annotation, biological process: protein phosphorylation. NCBI's taxonomy places the organism in Eukaryota, Metazoa, Chordata, Actinopteri, Pleuronectiformes, Pleuronectidae.